Messenger RNA from Geodia barretti, 1971 nucleotides. Lineage: Eukaryota; Metazoa; Porifera; Demospongiae; Tetractinellida; Geodiidae. The record is from the annotation of a GenBank genome assembly.
GCCUUCCACAUAAGCAGUUGUGCUAUACCAUGGCGGUGUGGUUUCUACUGACCGUGUUCGCGGGUCUCCUGGCAAUGUGUUGGCUGCUAUUUACGCGAAGACCCGUCGGCCGCGGGCCGAGGGCCGGCCGAGCGAGACGUCCGGCGCACGACUUACUGAGUGAUCCCAGUCUCAUCACAUACAAUGUGAAGGACAUCGACGUCCCGACACUCUCCGGAAAGUUAUUUUCUUUUGUUGUGUGGCUCCACUUCACCAAAUUCGGGCAAAUCUUUCUUAUCCCGCUGUUCAUGAAAGGAGUCAAAUUAUUCAGAUUUAGCGGGGAGUAUAUCCCGGAAAAACCGGUAAUGGAUUUUCGAUCGCUUUGUCUUCCGCCGGCCCAAGAAGACUGUACUCAGGAAAAUAAACUGUUGAUUCAGCGACUUUUGGACGAGGUGGAAGAAGAGAGGGAGGGAGGAGAGGAAGGAAAAGGAGACGGUUUUCGAUUUCCGACCGUGCAAGAUUACUACAGCGCCUACAAGGGAGGGCGUUGCUCGCCAGUCGAGGUAGCAGACGCGAUUCUCGAGGCAAUAAAGAAGACAAAUGCCAUGAAGCCUCCGCUGCGAGCCAUAGUCGAUUUCCACGAGGCAACCGUCAUGAAAAUGGCAGAAGCCUCGGCAGACCGCUGGCAAGAGGGAAAACCCCUCUCUGUUGUUGACGGCGUGCCAGUCUCGAUAAAGGCAGAGUUUCAUACCGAACCCUACUUCUUUCGCUGUGGUUCACUUUUCCAUCCGAUUUUCACGGAGAAUGUUCCGGAAGCGCACCUGGUGAAGAAUUUCAAAGAUGCCGGGGCGAUUAUAAUAGGGUUGGCCAACAUGCAUGAGUUUGGCACGGGCGUUCUGGGCUCUAAUCCAAACCGUUUCAACUUGACGGCGAGGAAUCCUUACAAUACUGGGUGUUUUGCGGGUGGCAGUUCUAGCGGAUCUGCAGUUAGUGUGGCGGCCGGUCUCUGCCCCAUCUCUCUCGGUGCAGACGCCGGCGGUUCAAUUCGCACCCCGGCAUCACUCUGCGGUCUGUUUGGUCUUAAACCGACCCUGGGACUACUAGACUGCAGUGGUGGUAUGCCUUUCACCCCCUCUCUCUGUUCGCCAGGCCCUCUCUGUGCGUCCGCUCUCGAUGCCAUCAUCGCAACGGACAUCCUCUCGCGAAACUCGCAAGGCUCAAAACUCAUCUCGCUUCGCGGUAUCGGAGCUAGAAGUCUCGGCGGGCUAAAGAUCGGCGUGUACCGCGACUACUUUAACCACUGCGACGACAACGUUAGAAAAACCUGCGAGGCUUCGCUGCAAGUUUUGGAGGAUUUGGGAGCCGUGAUCGUGGAAGUAAAAAUCCCGGAAGUAGAAGAGAUGAGAAUUGCUCAUGUGAUUACAGCAAUGAGCGAGUUUGUGAGCGGCCUGGCAUGCGAUGUUGACAAACACUUUGACCUUUUGAACUCCGAAACAUCAAUUUUUUUAGCUCCCGGUUUCCACAUCUCAGCAGCAGACUACAUCAAUUCUCAGAAACAGCGGACGAGGGCAAUUAUUUUUCUGAAGAAAAUCUUUGAAAGCGUCGACGUGAUUGUCACGCCAACCACCGCUUGCGUUGCACCGAAAAUCGAUCCCGAUGGUGUAUCGCAUGGAAAGUUGAUGGGUGCAGAGUCUAGCAAACUCGUGCGCUACGCCGGGCUGGCUAAUCUCGCCGGUAACCCCGCAAUCAGCUGUCCGAUUGGUGUCUCGUCAGACGAAGGCCUCCCUGUAGGGCUGCAGUUCAUCGGGAAGUGGUUCGACGAAGCCACGCUACUGAGCGUCGCAUGGGUGAUGGAGAAAUCAGGACAGUUCCCGGCUAGUAAACCCAGCGUUUUUUGCGAUAUUCUAAACUCUGCUUCGAAAAAGGAUUGAUGUGUAUAUCAAUAAAAUUGGUCUGAUAGCUAAUAAUUUUAUGUAUGACCUAAAGGGAGUG